Messenger RNA from Ceutorhynchus assimilis (cabbage seed weevil), 4206 nucleotides. The record is from the annotation of a GenBank genome assembly. Lineage: Eukaryota; Metazoa; Arthropoda; Insecta; Coleoptera; Curculionidae.
AGGUCCUUCCACGGUCUUAUGAACACCUGAGCAGGUGAACGCGCGUACACCGCAUGGUCGGCUCGGCCCUGAUGGGUGAUGGAGACUUGCUCAGUGUCGAGAACAACAUGGCCACGAAAUAACUUCAGUAAAAGUUUUUUUUUCGAUCGCAACUGCUUUUUGUUGGCCCGAAUGCCCCGUUACACGUAGACAUUUCGACGGUUUUUCACGGGAAAAAUUUGCUCGGUUUUCCGGAAAUUUUUGUGCAGUGAUAAAGGAUUUCAGUUUAUAGGAGUGAAAUAAAUUAGGCCUUCGGUAGUUGACGCAACAACCCACCACAUAAUCGUUACCAAAAAAAGAAAAUGAACGGGAUGAUUCAAAGUUCAUACAAAGCGAUGUACCGUCCAAAUUUCUACGAAAGCACCUGCUUGCGUUGCAACGAAACGGUAUACCAGGUGGACCGUGUCGGACCUUUAAAAGACUUUACGUUUUUUCAUAGUGGGUGUUUCAAAUGUGCCGUUUGUGGGACCAAGUUGACACUUAAAACGUAUUACAACAACCAGCACCGGCAGGAAGACAAAGAAGUGUAUUGUAGCGGGCACGUGCCCAAAAUCGGACCGGGACAUUUGGACGGUUCUUCUGUAGGAAUUAGGAGCGCUCUUAAUGUACCGAAAUCGUCCAAUUUUGUUAAUGAACAAAUUCGAGGGCCCGGAAGGAGUAGUCUUGAUGGAGGAGAAGCCCUUCAUGUUCGUACCCACGUCAACGGUAACUCACAUCAGCCUCAUUCGCCUUCCUAUGGUGAACCUCAUUACAGUCCCACAUCCUAUACAGAUGGUGCUUCCCCCACAGGAUACCAAUAUGGCAGAUUCGAUGCGAGUGCCUUACAUAUUGCACACGCUCUAAAACAGACUGAAUUGCAAAAGAGCUAUAAAAUUCAUAGGGAAAAACCGAUUGAUGUAUAUUUAGACAGAGAUGAACAAAGACGACUCGAAAUGAUUCACCGAAAAGAAGAAGAUGACUUAUAUAGAAAAUUUGCUCGGCAAAGGGAGGAAGAAGAACGACGAAUAAGGGACGAAAUUAGGGACGAAUGGGAAAAAGAACUAGAAAGGCUCACCGAUCGAUUUGAAAGAGAAAUGCAGGUGAAACGAAAAAGAGACGACCAAAACAUACUGACGUUACGACAUCAACAAGAAAGAGACGAUUUAGAGAAAAAUAUGACUUUAAGAAGGGACAAAAAGAAGGAAUCUCUUACAAGGAAAAUGUUAGAGCACGAAAGGGCGGCAACGGCCGCUUUGGUAGAAAAACAAAGUCAUGAAAUGUUGGAAUUAAUCAACGAAAAACGCAGUGAAUACAUGCAAGCUGAGUCUUUGUACCUGGACCACAAUGAUGGUUUCACUGAAGAGGCACAGCCUUAUCCAGUACAUGCACCUCCACCCGCCCCACCGGCUUUAAGUAAAUUCCAAGUCUAUAAUGAUCCAGUGGAAUUUUCAAAUGUGGAUCAGAUAGCUAUAUCAGUUGCUCAAGAAGACCAAAAAUCAUUUACCGAUCUAGUGAGGCUAUUGGUAGGCAGAUGUGGAUCGGAUAUAGAAAAAGCUAGAACUAUAUUUAGGUGGAUUACAGUAAAAAACCUCAAUACAAUGUCCUUUGAUGAAAAUUUGAGAGGAGACACCCCAAUGGGGUUAUUGAGAGGUAUCAAAAAUGGCACCGAGAGUUAUCAUGUGUUAUUUAAAAGGCUUUGCAGCUACGCUGGAUUACAUUGUGUCGUAAUAAAAGGCUAUUCAAAAUCAGCAGGAUAUCAACCGGGAGUGAGAUUCGAAGACAAUCGUUUUAGAAAUUCCUGGAAUGCUGUUUAUGUAGCUGGAGCUUGGAGAUUUGUACAGUGUAACUGGGGUGCAAGACACCUGGUUAAUGCUAAGGAAGCUCCUAAAGCUGGAAAUAAAGCAAAAUCAGAUAGCUUAAGAUACGAAUAUGAUGAUCAUUAUUUUUUGACUGACCCCAAGGAAUUUAUAUAUGAAUUCUUUCCCCUGCAAGCUGAAUGGCAGCUGCUCAAAAAUCCAAUAACUCUCCAAGAGUUUGAGGAACUUCCAUUUGUGAGAUCUCUGUUCUUUCGCUAUGGAUUAUAUUUUUCUGAUCCUAAGACCAAAGCAGUUAUGUUCACGGACUCAACAGGUGCUGCUACAGUAAAAAUAGCUAUCCCAUCACACAUGCAAGGAACUCUGAUUUUUCACUACAACCUCAAGUUUUAUGAUAGCGAUGGUGAUACUUUUGAGAACGUAUCACUUAAAAGAUUUGUCAUGCAGUCUGUUGUUGGUAAUACUGUAGCCUUCAGAGUCCAUGCCCCUUGCAGCGGAGCCUUUUUACUAGACAUUUUUGCUAAUGCAGUUACACCCAAAGAAUACCUAACUGGUGAACCUAUGAAAUUCAAAAGCGUUUGUAAAUUUAAAAUAUGCUGCGACGAUUUACAAACUGUCAUGGUACCUUUGCCUGAUUGUGCUAGUGGUGAAUGGGGACCCACCAAGGCUACAAGAUUGUUUGGGUUGGUUCCUAUAACCCACCAGGAUGCUCUUAUCUUUGCUGGUCGUGAACUAGAGGCCCAAUUCCGAAUGUCACGUCAGCUAACUGAUUUCAUGGCGACGCUUCACAAAAACGGCGUAGAAGAGAAACGAUUAUCCAAAUUUGUCUCUCAUAAUGUCACAGAUGACAUAGUGACUUUUAAUAUCAGUUUCCCAGAAGAAGGACAGUAUGGGCUCGAUAUUUACACAAGGGAAAUGGCGUCAUUGCAAGACUCGCCCGGUGAAAAACAUCUGCUUACCCAUUGUUGCAAAUACCUCAUUAAUUCGUCAAAACGUAAUUAGGUUACCUUAAGGAGAGAAUUUUAUUGUGGGGUGGGAUAAAAGAGGAAAACAUCCCACCUUAAUCUUGUGCUUUAACAGUUAUUUUCUAUUUUUUAUAUUUUCAGAUGUUAUCUAGUCCUAAAAUUAAUUUACAUCUAAAAAAAUAAUUUAUCAUUAACCAAAUUUACCAAAACUAAGGAUUUUUGGCGACCAUUGGUGCUAUUUUCUGUGAGAAAAUAUUUGAAGAAACUAAUAGGUAUUUAUAUGUAUAUCACUUGAGUCAAGAUUGCACAAAGUGUGUGUAACAGCAUACGUGUGACAAUAAUGUAACACUUAUCGCAAGUGUUGUAAAGAACAUUUUAUGUACAACUGUCGUCGCAUCAUCCUUAUAGUAAGACAAAAUGUCGGCCCUAUUAGGACAACAAGUUUUAUUAUUAUCAUAAACGUGUAAUGUGUAUUACGUUUUUUGUUAAUUUACUAAAUUCUAAUUGUCACUGUUAAAUUAGUAUCUUUGCAUGACAGUUCUAGAUAGAAUAUUAUGUACCUAAUUUGUAAGCCUAACAUACUUGCCUUAGUAGAUGACCUAUUGUUUUUAUCGAAACCUGCUUACUAUUUCAUUUUUAAAGGGUAGGUAGGUAUAGUUAUUAUCCUAACAAGCAAGCAGAAAGUUAUACUUUCCCGUACGCGACUGCUGUUGACCCGGCAAGCAGUCAAGGACGGGAAAAAAAACUUUAUGCAUGAGAUAGGAUCAAAAUUUUUUCUACGACCAUAGCAAAGUAGGGCACAAAGAAAAUAUGGGUUUUUUUAUUAAACAUAUAAGUAUUUUAUAAUAAUCCGCAUUUAUUUAUUAUCAUAGAUAUUGAUUGUAAAAGUGCAAUGAGUAUUCGACGUCAUUGACAAGUCGUCAGUUACAAGUGUCGUCACUGGAGACGAGGGUUCUGAUCUCAGCUCUGGUACCUUUUGCGAAUGACUGCUUGACAUUGGAGAUUUUGUGUCGAUUGUCAAUUUUUUUUAUGUUAAAGGUUACUUUUCCGCAGUGAGUGCGGGAAAGUGACACUUUCUGAACUAAAAUGAGUGCGGGAAAGUGGGUGAAAUCGCACGGUCGUAGAAAAAAUGUUUUUACAACUUAGAUAAUAUGCUACUACGAAACCUUUAAAAAGAAUAGAUAGGUAGGUACCUAAUACAAAAGUGCAAUAAUAACACACAAAAACGAAUCUAAAUAAACAAGUUUAGGAAAAAAAAUAUAUUUUUGUAAUAAUACUUAUUAUUAUGCACAUGUUAUGAAUUUAUAUAUUUUUGUUAUGUACUUUAUUAUUGAAUAAUAUUUUUUUGUAAAUGGCUUUAAAUUCACACAUUCCACAUAAUUGUAUUGCAUUUUAAAGUAAUAAAAUUU